Messenger RNA from Sitodiplosis mosellana (orange wheat blossom midge), 2053 nucleotides. Its product is annotated as protein-cysteine N-palmitoyltransferase Rasp-like. Gene Ontology annotation, molecular function: palmitoyltransferase activity. The transcript is spliced from 5 exons. Lineage: Eukaryota; Metazoa; Arthropoda; Insecta; Diptera; Cecidomyiidae. Gene Ontology annotation, cellular component: endoplasmic reticulum. The record is from RefSeq and is a predicted model, not a curated record. Bases 201 to 1700 code for a protein of 499 amino acids. Gene Ontology annotation, biological process: protein palmitoylation.
UUCAAUUUGACACUUGUUUUAUCCAGUCCGUUGACAGUAUAAACAUUCCAGUGAAGAGAAACUUAAAAUAAACCAACGAAUGCCGACAUUCAGUUGUGGAAAGAAAAAAUGAUAAAAUUUAUAGAGAUUUCAUGCAAAUCAUAACUUUUAGUUUCGUUAGUUGAAAGAAUUGAAAAGAGAGAGAAGAAAAAAAUGUGAUAAUGGGUUUGCCUCCAUUUGAAGUCUCUGUUUCGUUGUUUUUGUAUGUCGGAGCGUUGGUUUGUGCCAUUUAUCAUGCGUUUCAGUAUGGACAGAGUAUAGACAUUCUGGAGAAUGAAAAUUCGUUUUCGGAAGGCUGGUUGAUUGGUCGAAAGCGAGAUGACUACGAUGCUGAAUGGGAAUCGUUUGUUGAGAACACACAGAAGUAUGUGUACUGGUACAUUUGUCAUGUGUUUCUUUCGGAAAUUGUUCGUCAAUUGGAACCGCAUAGAGUCUGUUUUAUGCACGCGGCGAUCGGCAUUUCAUUUGUUUGGAGAAACUUCGAACCACUUGUGGCCGGUGCAAUGUUUGCAAUGAUAUUUUCAUAUUACGUAGCGAUGGCAUUACAAAAGCGAUAUGUCUGGAUGUUAACCGUAGUGUGGCUAGCCAUUUUGAAUAUGCUAAAACAAAGCGUGUGGGAAGAACGACUGUCGACAAUGCUCAACGAAAAAGAAGUGUGCGAUGCAAUGAUUGCUCUGUCAUGGCUUUUACUCCGAGUCACAAGUUUUGCCAUUGACUAUUGCAAUGCACGACCAAAUGAAGACCCCGAACGAAUUCGAAUUAAAUUUUCAACACUUCAUUAUCUAGCGUAUUCAUUUUAUUUGCCGGUGUAUUUGCAUGGUCCACCAUUGAUUUAUGAGCGCUAUGCCAAAAUGAUACCACAGAAUAAAUUGUAUCGUGUACAAGAGUCAUGGUAUCGUUUGGAGGAACUGGUGAUUUCACUGCUUCGCAUCGGUUGUGUCUAUGUUCUCAAUGAAAUUUGCAUGCAUUUCAUUUACGCCAAUGUUGUUAUCUACCAUCCAGAUCAAAUGGAGCACAUGAAUUUAUGGGCGGUUUAUGGUUUUGCUUAUGCAAUCGGCCAAUAUUUCUGUAACAAAUACAUUGUGGCCUAUGGAUUGGGAUUGUCAUUGGCCAAAUUUGAUCGAAUCGAUGCACCUCGGAAACCCAUGUGCAUUGGACGUAUUCAUCUGUAUUCGAAAAUGUGGAAGCAUUUUGAUCAUGGACUUCAUGACUUCUUGUUCAAGCAUAUUUAUGCAGAGAUGUGCACGAGAACAUCGUCCCUUCCACGAAAAUUGUUUGCCAGUUUCGUAUCGUUUGCUUUCAUCUACUUUUGGCAUGGAUAUUAUCUAUUUCUGCUCGUCUGGGUAUUUCUGAAUCUGGCUUCUCUUUAUAUUGAGUUGUUCGGCCGGCACAUUUCACGUAGCCAACAAUACAGGCGAUUUUUGAAACCAAUCGGAAGCCAAAACAUUCAACGAUUGAACGCAAUUCUAGGCGGCCAAUUACUUAUUUCCUCCAGUAUUUCAAAUGUGAUGUUUAUCGGUGGACCAAAUAUUGGUAAAUGGCUUAUGAUUCACACCUACUUUACCGGUGGACUUUUAAAUUAUUUGAUUUUAAGCGUCACAGCGUACAAUUUAUAUCAAGUGUCUACUUUUAUUUUUCGAUGUGAAGAAGAUAAAAAAUAGUCACAAGUUUUACAUUUUGAAAGUAGAUACGAAAACCACGUGUAUUCAAUUGAGAUUAUUUUUAAUUGUAAAUUUUUUCUCGUGUAAUAAUCAAAAGCACUUCCUUACAUUCCGUUUUAAAUAAGUGCCCCUUUUUUAUAAUCCUAGAAAUAAGUUUUUUAAACAAUUUGUUUCUUUAUCUUAAUUUUUGUAUAGAAAAAGUCGUCACAAACAGUUGAAAUUGAUUCAUUUGUUUUUAUUCAAAUUAUACCAAAAAUGCAUUCACAUUUAAUUUUACUUUCUCCCGUUCAAAUGACAGUCAAACUCAAAAAUGCAGUUAUUAAAAAAAAUUAAAUUCUUGUAUACAAUCAAAA